AUGACGUCUGUCUCCUCGAGGGGCCCGACGCCUCACUCCCCAUACGAUGUCCAGUCCGCCGCCGACACGGACGAGUCGUGGCAGUAUCUGGACUACGCCUCGUACCCAGCCUCGGUCGGGUUCCUCCCUAGCCCGGUCAGCGGCAGCUUGAAUGGCUACGCCGUCGUCGGCCACCGCGCCACCUCGGACCCGACGGGACUUUCCCCGCUAAACCUCGACCUCGACCCCGACCAACCCGCCUUCUCCGCCGCGAGCUUCCCGGAGCAGCCUGAGGCCUUUGUUGCUCCGGACCCGUCCGCCGCCGAUGGCCAAUUCGUUGCCGCCGGUCAGGAUUCGCAUUUUCUGACACCCCAGGGCUACCUCUUCUCCGGAGACCAGGUUAACUUGAACGCCCUUCACGUCCUCGAGCUGAUCGGUUUCCGCACAGAUUUGACCUCCUUCGUCAACUCCUUCCAAACGAACACCCCUUUGACGGGCUUGGAGACAUAUUCUCAGCACCAGCAGGACAGCAUCAACCUAUCGCAAACCUUGCAUCCCGAUUCCAAUCCGGACCCAUGGAACCCGGCGAACCUCAAGGUCGACAAUGGGAGCUCCAUGUUCUUGAUGGAGGACCUCUGUUCAUCGUCGCAGGGCUCCGCGACAACGAGCCCGCCUCGCUCGAGCCCGACCUCGCCCGACCUCAAGCACGAAGGCGACAAGGCCGCCACAUCCAGCCCCAUCCGUAAGGUCAUCACCGGCAAGGUCGAGAAGAAGAAGGCCGGCGAGCCGGCGAGCAAGUUCGUCAUCGUCACGCCCCACUCCAUCAACGCUCUUUCGGGUCGGCCCAAUCCGUACGAGUGCUUCGAGGCCAUGAAGACCCAGACGCGCGGACGUAAGGGCCCGCUGGCCAACGCCACGAAGGAGAGUGCCCUGCAGGUUCGCCGCCUGGGCGCAUGCUUCUGUUGCCACAGCCGCAAGGUCAAGUGCGACUCGGAGAGGCCGUGUAAGAACUGCAAGAAGAUCGCCCUUCAAGUGCCGCAGGUCGUGUGCUGGCAGUUCUCCGACUUCCUCACCAUCUUGUUCCCCGACUUCAUGCGGCGUCACUUCCGGAAGGACCAGAUGUCUCACUUCAUGGCGGAGAACGUCGACCUCGACGCCGCGGAACUGGCGCCUCGCGAGGUCGAGCUCUUUUCGGGACUGUCCGCGUCGCUGAAAGUAAAGGCUAGAUUCUUCAACCCCCGGACGGCCGACGUGCAGCAACAUUACCAUCUGCACAUACAAAGAGACAGAGUGGACCUUCAGGCUAGAGGUACGGCGCCGAUGGUUUUGGAGCUGGACUCGGCGGCACAAAGAGACGCUUUGAGAAAGAAGGUCAAGGGGUACCUGGCCGCCAUCGCUGCCGAGCCCAAAUACGCCAAGUCCGUGACGGAGUCAAUACGGCAUACCGAGCUGCCGAAGAAGGUAUUGGACGUCGUGCAGAGGUAUGCCAGCAAGUCUGAUUCUGCCAUGGUCAAGAAAGCCCUGGCGAUAUACGGCGCCCAUUUCGUCAUGACGCGACACCUCUGCAUCACCAGGCCGAGUGUCGUUAGCCUGCAAGACUCGGGUCUUGUGCCGCAGGAAGUGCCGUGGGUGACGCCGCGCGUGGUCAACAGGCAGAUCAAGGCGGUGAUCGACGAGCUCCUGAUGCGGGACAUGCAGCACCUCUUCGAAUCCUUCUCCAAGUCGCUCAAGCCCAAGUCGCGACGGGAGUGGGCGCCGUGCAUGGCGUCGUUCCUGGUGCUCUGCCUGUUCAUGGAGUCGGUCGAGACGGCCGCCGACAACUUUGUCGUGGCGCUCAACGAGAUCAGCCUGCGGAACCACACGCCGCCCGAGUACAAGCGUCAGGACGCCCUCAACAUCAACCGGGAGGUCGAAAACAUGCCGUUUAAGCAGUUUGCGUACCAGUUUCACCAGAUCUACCAGACGCACAGCCGCGACACGUCGACGAGGCCGUUCAACCCCAUGCUUGAUAGCUCGUGGGCCGAGCAGGGCGAUCUGGACGGGCCGGCGAUGGAGAUGGUCAUGGGGUUGAAAGAGCUGCUCCAGGGCGACAGCUUCGUUGAGCUCGACUUCCUGACGAUGGACCCGAUUCUCCCCAGCAACGGCGAGCAGCACCCUUUUCCCCGUGACGUCUCGGUAAAUUACACGGGCCGGCUGCUCGCCAAAUUUCUGCUCUCUUUCCUGGACGAAAAGUACAUCUUUGGCGAGGGCAUGACAUAA
Molecule: messenger RNA, 2238 nt
Organism: Colletotrichum higginsianum IMI 349063
Lineage: Eukaryota; Fungi; Ascomycota; Sordariomycetes; Glomerellales; Glomerellaceae
Product: Fungal zn binuclear cluster domain containing protein
Exons: 4
Coding region: 1-2238 (745 amino acids)
Biological process (GO): regulation of DNA-templated transcription
Molecular function (GO): DNA-binding transcription factor activity, RNA polymerase II-specific; zinc ion binding
Source: RefSeq, a predicted model, not a curated record